Molecule: messenger RNA, 1276 nt
Organism: Bubalus bubalis (water buffalo)
Lineage: Eukaryota; Metazoa; Chordata; Mammalia; Artiodactyla; Bovidae
Gene: SAR1B
Product: secretion associated Ras related GTPase 1B
Exons: 7
Coding region: 156-752 (198 amino acids)
Biological process (GO): intracellular protein transport; endoplasmic reticulum to Golgi vesicle-mediated transport; membrane organization
Cellular component (GO): COPII vesicle coat; endoplasmic reticulum exit site
Molecular function (GO): GTPase activity; GTP binding
Source: RefSeq, a predicted model, not a curated record
CUUCGGGAGUGAAGCACCCGCCGGCCCGGAAGGAGCUAACGCGAACUACGGCCGCGGCAGCCAUCGCUCUUUGCAGUUCGGUGUCGGAGUGAAUAGGGCCGACUCCAAGCAAGGAAUUGCGUUUUCUCCAACCGCAGACCCUAUAAGAUUUGGCUAUGUCCUUCAUAUUUGACUGGAUUUACAGUGGUUUCAGCAGUGUGCUACAGUUUCUAGGAUUAUAUAAGAAAACUGGUAAAUUGGUAUUUCUUGGAUUGGAUAAUGCAGGAAAAACAACAUUGCUACACAUGCUAAAAGAUGACAGACUUGGACAACAUGUGCCCACGUUACAUCCCACUUCAGAAGAACUAACCAUUGCUGGCAUGACCUUUACAACUUUUGAUCUGGGUGGACAUGUUCAAGCUCGAAGAGUGUGGAAAAAUUACCUUCCUGCUAUCAAUGGCAUUGUAUUUCUGGUGGAUUGUGCAGACCAUGAAAGGCUGUUAGAAUCAAAAGAAGAACUUGAUUCACUAAUGACAGAUGAAACUGUUGCUAAUGUGCCGAUACUGAUUCUUGGGAAUAAGAUUGACAGGCCUGAAGCCAUCAGUGAAGAGCGGUUGCGAGAGAUGUUUGGUUUAUAUGGUCAGACAACAGGAAAGGGCAAUGUAUCUCUGAAAGAACUGAAUGCCCGGCCCUUAGAAGUUUUCAUGUGCAGUGUGCUCAAAAGACAAGGCUACGGAGAAGGCUUCCGCUGGAUGGCCCAGUACAUUGAUUAACACCAGCCCACAGCAGUUCCAGGUCUCACCAUUCAGGCCUACUCAGAGAUUUGAUCACUCAACAUGCAUAACUUGAAUUCAAUAGACUUUUAUUGUUGGUUAGAAAACAGAUGUUUUUUAGAUUAUUAAUAUUUUAUCAACUUAAUUUGAGUGAGAAUUGAAAACUGAUUCAAGUAAGUUUGAAUAUCACAAUAUUAGCUUUCUAAUUCCAUAAAAAUACUUAGUUUUUACAGUUUAUAAUGUGACAUUACCCCCAGCACCAUUUUUGGACAGCAACUUUCCAGACGACAUUUGAAGCACUUUUUAACAACAUCAAACUAUAAAUAUCAACCAUAUUUAAAAGCUCAUCAUGUUAAAUUUUUUAUGUAAUUUUUUGGAACUAGUUUUUAAAUUUUAGAUUAUAUGUCCACCUAUCUUUAGUAAGCAGUUAAUAAUAAGCUUUUAUGACUGCAUGAUGCCUUACAGUUUCAAUUAUUAUUUUUCAUGCAAACGUCAUGCAAUAAAACAAACCCUAAUGUUUGGCA